Messenger RNA from Trichomycterus rosablanca, 2343 nucleotides. RefSeq lists its product as uncharacterized. Bases 30 to 1334 code for a protein of 434 amino acids. The record is from RefSeq and is a predicted model, not a curated record. Gene Ontology annotation, biological process: glycerophospholipid biosynthetic process. The transcript is spliced from 8 exons. NCBI's taxonomy places the organism in Eukaryota, Metazoa, Chordata, Actinopteri, Siluriformes, Trichomycteridae. Gene Ontology annotation, cellular component: mitochondrion.
AGGUCGUAGGUUUCGGAAACAGGGCGAAAAUGAGGCGCUUCGGGAUGGUUCUGAGGUCCACAGGGAGCCUGGUUGCCCGGCAACAACAACAAAGAGCGAUGUGCGCGGCCGCCUCGGCCAAUAGAAAGUACGAGCCAGGAUUUGGCUUGCUGUUCGACAUCGAUGGGGUUUUGGUCCGAGGGAAGACUCCCAUCCCAGCAGCCAAGAAAGCUUUUCACAAACUGGUGGACUCCAGUGGGCAGUUUAUUGUCCCUGUGGUUUUUGUCACCAAUGCUGGGAACUGUCUGAGGCAGAAGAAAGCCGACCAACUGUCUCACAUACUGGGUGUUCCUAUAACCCAAGAUCAAGUGAUGAUGUCUCACAGUCCCCUGAAAAUGUUCAGGAAAUAUCAUAACAAGUGUGUGCUGGUGUCCGGCCAAGGCCCAGUCCUGGAUAUUGCCAAAAACUUGGGAUUUACCAAAGUGGUCAGUAUUGACAUGCUGAGAGAAUCCUUUCCCCUGCUGGACAUGGUGGAUCACAACAGACGCCCGAAACUCCCAUCCUCUCAUAUUGCGAACCUCCCAAAGGUUGAAGCUGUUAUACUGUUCGGGGAGCCAGUUCGAUGGGAGACCAACCUACAGCUGAUCAUUGAUGUUUUAUUAACCAGUGGGAAUCUAGCCAACGUGUAUGAAACCUCCCACUCCUCCCACCUGCCUCUCUUAGCCUGUAACAUGGACCUCAUGUGGAUGGCUGAAGCACAAUCUCCAAGAUUUGGGCACGGCACCUUCAUGGUGUGUUUGGAAAACAUCUAUAAGAAGGUCACCGGUCGGGAUCUGAAGUACGAGGCUCUGAUGGGGAAACCCAGUGAGCUGACCUAUCACUACGCUGAGUAUUUGAUCCGAACACAGGCUGCAGAGAGAGGCUGGAGAUCACCCAUCACGUCACUCUACGCCGUCGGAGACAACAUCAUGACUGAUAUCUACGGCGCCAACCUCUACAACCGCUACCUCAAAGAACGACUGGCCAGGAAGAGCUCCAAAGCCAUGCAACAGGCACUGACCGCAGCGGGAACCACUUCUCCGGUCUCUCAGGACGUGGACCAGGACAGCGACUGGGAGAGCGAGCUGGCGUCGCCCUCUGCUACGUCCUGCAAGUCCGUCCUGGUGUGCACGGGCGUGUACAACCCGAACAUAGAGGUUCCUAAAGACGCCAGUCAGUGCAUCAAAGAGACGGUGUUCCACGGGCACCGCGACUUCCACUUCGAUCCGGCGCUCAUCGAGCCCGGCAGCAUCGUUCAGGACGUCGCCGCCGCCGUUGAACUCGUAUUCGAGAUGGAGAACUUUGGGCGGGUUUAGUGGCAUCAAAGCACGUCAUGACGCCGAUCUGAGAGGAAAAAACGAGUAGGAAGUCUAAUGAGCACAAUAUCAACCCUGCGAUGAAAACACUGUGGUAUUAAAGACGUUUAUACUAGACAAACGGAGGAUAUUGAGGCUUGAGGCGUUCAUACUGUAAUUUCACAUCAGUACUGUCGGUUUAGAUGAUUUUCCUUCGUUGGUGCAUUUUAUCAGACACAUUUAACCACUUAAAACUAUUCCUAAAGGCAUUUUAUCAUUUUAAAAUACUGUAUAACCAGUGAACAGAUCCUAAGUUAAUUUUUUGGUUCUGUUUUUUAUUUAAUGCACAGAUUUUACAGUUUUCUGCUUUGCUGUUUUUUUUUUAUCUAGCCUUCAUCCAGGCAUAUUUAGGGCCGCUGGAAAGCGCUGUCGAAUCCCUGUCCAUUAAAGGGGCGACACAGUGGCCUCACAGCUUGAAGGGCCUGGGUGGCCAGUGUCCUUUUUGUGUGGAGUUUGCAUGUUCUCCCUGUGUCUAAUGGUUUUCCUCCGGGUGCUCUGGUUUCAUCACACAGUCAGGCUAAUUGGAUCUACUAGACAUUGUCCUAUGUGUGAGUUUGCCUGAUUUGUAUUUCUACUUUAAAUAGUGCGCUGGGUCAUAAUUAUAUCGAUCUUACGGUUACAAAACACGCAGCGUUCAUCUGGAGAACGAAAAAAAGGUUUUGCGCUUCUAAUAAUAAUAAUAAUAACUAGAGAUGUGCAUUUCCGGAGAAAAUGCGAGUGUGAUUGCCGUGUGCCGAUCGGGCGUGGGUUCGAAUCCCCAUGCUCUAUCCAACUCGGAGAGUCAUCAGUGGGCUUCACGAUUUAGAGUUGGAACGGCAUUGAUAUCUCGAACUUUCAAAAAAUGAAUGGAAGUAAAUAAAGCCAAAAAACGGGCGUGGCAGGUGGGCAUGGGUUCGAGUCCCCAUGCUGUACCCAUGUAGGGGUGUCAUCAUUGGGCAUUACGAUUUAGAGUUGGAACGGCGUCAAUAUC